Messenger RNA from Sclerotinia borealis F-4128, 1644 nucleotides. NCBI's taxonomy places the organism in Eukaryota, Fungi, Ascomycota, Leotiomycetes, Helotiales, Sclerotiniaceae. The record is from the annotation of a GenBank genome assembly.
AUGUCAGAUUUCAAAGCAGAAAUCGAUACUGUGGAGUAUAACGAGCGAGAGGCUAUUCAACAACAGAAUCACGGCCAUCAUGUUGUUAUGGUCCAAGGAAAUGAGGAGGAGUCUGGUAGUGUCUACCAAUUAGGUUGGAAGACCAUUCUGGCUCUCAUAUCCCUUUCUAUGGCGAACUCUUGUGCUGCUUUAGCCAAUACCGCCAAUACAGUCAUCAAAUUCCAGGUUGCAUCGGUUGCUCAAGGCCCUGCCGACGCAGCUCUUGCAUCAUGGAUUGCUAACGGAAGCUUCCUCGUCGUUCUUGCUCUGGGUCCAAUCUUUGGCAGCCUGAGUGAUAGGGUUGGAAAGAAGUGGUUUAUGGUCUGUGGUGCCAUUAUUGGUGUAGUAGGAAGUGUAAUUUCGGGAAAAGCAGAAAAUAUCCAUCAGAUUAUCGGAGGCAAUAUCUUGUCUGGAGCUGCCAAUGCUGGCUGUGUUAUUUCGAUCUCAGCAAUCCAGGAGAUUAUGCCGAACAUACACCGUCCAUGGGCUAUAGGCUUUUCUCAAGCCAUGGCUAGCGCCUUCGUCGUUCUUGGCACGUUUCUCGCUGCCUUUUUCGUCAAAAUUAAUACUGGAGGUGCUGGUGGAUGGCGUUGGGCGUACUAUUUGAAUGGGAUUAUGUAUGGAGUUACAGCAAUUGCUAUUUGCCUUGCAUAUUUCCCGCCUCCUCCUAGACUCGGUCGCCACAAGAUGCUGAAGAGUAUCACGAGCGAAAUCGAUUAUAUCGGAAUUCUCCUCAUGUCAGGAUCAUUCGCUUCCCUCAUAAUUGGCCUCACCUGGGGUGGAACUACCUACGCUUGGAGCUCGGGGAAAGUUAUUGGAACUGUCACAGCUGGAAGUUUUGGUCUCCUACUUUUUGGACUUUAUGAGGCUUUCGUCGUCACCGAGGGAGUCUUUGAUCAUCGACUCUUCGAAACCAUGAAUUUCCCCAUCUUACUUUUUGUCUGCACAGUCGACGGCAUGCUUCUUCUUGGUGUAAACGUCUUGUACUCUCAGGAAAUCUAUGAUUUGUUUUCCAACGAUGCUGUCCGCAUUGCCGUCAUUCUCUCGCCAUAUUUGAUCACAUCCACCUUCGGCUGCCUACCCGCUGGGUGGGUUAUGGCUUCAACAAAGUCAUACCGCUCGAUGUUGGUCGGGGCCUUGUUCUGGUGUGCCUUAUUCACAGGUCUCAUGGCCACGGUAACUUCAAGCAGACUCCCGAUGGCACUUGCCUUCUCCACUCUCUUCGGUCUCGGAACUGCCGUGACCACCACCAUCCCAGGUGUCGCCUUGGGAUUAUCAGUUCCAUCGUUCCUGAUUGGAACAGCCGCUACUGUCAGUGUCAGUUGCCGUGCAUUGGGAGGCAUCAUUGGCAUUACGAUUUUCACCGCCAUAUACGAUAAUAAAUAUGCUGAGCUUGUAGGACCAGAAAUCGCUGCUAAUACUUAUGCACCGAUUCUUAUCGACGAGAGCGCGAAGGCGUGGAAAUAUGUUUGGAUAGCUGUGGCAUCUCUUAUUGCAGCAAACGGAGUAGCUGCGUGCUUCUUGAGGAGCGUCGCACCGAUGAUGAACCACCAUGUAGAAUCUGCGCUGGAGCCAUCAAAACUUCGUGAAGCUCAACUUUCUUAA